AUGGGCUUUGGCCACCGCGUGUACAAGACCUACGACCCGCGUUCCCGCAUCAUGAAGCAGAUCUGCGAGCAGGUGCUGGAGCAGACGGGCGCGAUCAACGACCCUCUGCUGGAGAUUGCAAUGGAGCUGGAGCAGAUCGCGGUGCGGGACGACUACUUUGUCAAGCGCAACCUGUACCCCAACGUCGACUUUUACAGUGGCAUUGUGCUGCGCGCGCUGGACAUACCCGUCUCCAUGUACACCGUGAUAUUUGCGGUGGCGCGCACCGUGGGGUGGGUGUCCCAGUGGAAGGAGAUGGUCUCAGAGGACACCUCCAAGAUCACGCGGCCCCGCCAGAUGUACAUGGGUCACUUGGAGCGGCAGUUUGUGGCGGUUGCGCGGCGCGGCGACGCAUCAGUCAUCCCCAACAGCUGCGACCUGGACUCGCUGCUGGAGGACACCGCCGUGUAUGCGGACGGACCCUACAAGCGGGCCGUCUCCGUCCGCGCCGCGCGCGUUGGCGUCUGA
Molecule: messenger RNA, 507 nt
Organism: Monoraphidium neglectum
Lineage: Eukaryota; Viridiplantae; Chlorophyta; Chlorophyceae; Sphaeropleales; Selenastraceae
Product: citrate synthase
Exons: 6
Coding region: 1-507 (168 amino acids)
Biological process (GO): tricarboxylic acid cycle
Molecular function (GO): acyltransferase activity, acyl groups converted into alkyl on transfer
Source: RefSeq, a predicted model, not a curated record